Meira miltonrushii is the source of this 2444-nucleotide messenger RNA. RefSeq lists its product as uncharacterized. Bases 129 to 2354 code for a protein of 741 amino acids. The transcript has a single exon. Lineage: Eukaryota; Fungi; Basidiomycota; Exobasidiomycetes; Exobasidiales; Brachybasidiaceae. The record is from RefSeq and is a predicted model, not a curated record.
CUCACGCUAGGAACACCAACUAAAUCUUAAAUUUGUGUCACAAUGAAACGGGGAUCGGGAUGAAUUUAUACCCCGAUGAUCAUCGUUGUAGCGAUCAAGAGACGGAUGGAGGUUUGUGCGGUUGCAUGAUGGCGGGAAGUGAAGAAGAAGAAGAGGAAUUCCCUCAACGUCCCAGAGAUGAAGACAACUCGUACACCAGACGUCUUUUCCUUGCUCGUAAUCGAAAAAUUCUACAACAAUCCGUUCAUACCCGAACAUCUUCUUUGGAUGAUCAUGCUUCAGUUUCAACAGCUCGUCCCGGACAGAUGGACGACUUGCCAACACGAUCUGUCGCUUCGGAUCCCAUUGAUAAAACAAUGGAUGAAGAUGAAAUCUUGGAUGCUUUCCCCUUAUCAUCACCACCUCAACGGCCGCGUUACAGUCCAUCCAAAUCUCUCAGAGCUUCAACAAGUACUGUUAACGGUGCCCAAUCAGCAGCACGCAAAUCAAUAAGCAAUGUUUAUGAACGACUUUUGCGGGAAGAAGAAGAGAGGAGGGAAUCGGAGAGGGUGAGGAAAGAACAGGCAAGACAGAGAAGAAGGGUGGAAAGGUUGCGGAAACAAGAAGAUUCGGAAAUGUUGGCAAGAUUGAUCAGUAGCAGCUCAAGCAACACAAACGGAAAGGAGGUUAUGGAACACGGAGAUGAGAUGCAAAUGCCGCCCUAUACUUCACCAAUCUUGGCCGUUUCUCCGCCUUCGACCCGAGAUGUUUCGUUGGAUCUGAGAACGAAUCUUUUGCAAAACGAGGAUCUAGAGAUGGAUGAACGGAAUGCCAAUGGUCAUCUACAUCCCGCUCAUGCUUUCACUCGAUCGACCAAUGCUGCCAGACUAGCAGCUGUAAGAGCUGCAAAUAUGAUCGAAGAAACACGCGAGAACGAGAGCUCAACACCCUCAAUCACAAUACCCAGUCUAGGUCUAGCACCGCCAUUCGCACAGGAUGGAAAGGUGAAUGGAACGGCUAUAAAAGCGGAAGAACAUCAUCCCUCCUCCCCUCUCAACGCCUCUCCUGCGUCUUCGGCAGAUUCGGUACUCAGUUGCACGUUCCCAAACCGAACCAGCCCAACAGCCAGUCCGCAACUGCUUUCACCAAAUUUGAACAAUUUCUCACCACAGAUUAGCAAUCAAAGCUCAUCAUCUCCUAGACGGAAUCGUCAUAGACGUGGAACUUAUGGCGAAGGAGGCGCUUCACAAGUUUUGAGUUUAUCAGCUCGUGUUCCAAGUCUCAAUCCAGCCAAGACGGCCGCCAAAGUGAAAAAGGAGCUCUAUUCACCCGAUCCAGAUUUGCCAAAUUCACCUGGUCACUUUUCCAUCAUGCAAGAAGAAGAGGAGGAAGCAAAGAGUCAGGAUGAGAUCCCGGUAAAACAGGGCAAACGAAGGGUAUCUUUCAGCCCAAAACCUGAGUUCAUUACGACUUUUACACCCGUUGCGGAGGAAAGUGAGGAAGAGGAAGGGUCGUAUGACAACAACAACAACGAAGAGGACAGUAUACCAACAAUUCGAAUACCGGAUGAAAUAGUGACAGAAGGUUCUGAGAGUUCCCGUGUAGCAGACGUCCCGCUGCAAUCAACGCCUCCGCGGAAGAAGCGUAAUUCAGACAACGAUCGAUCCAAUAGUACGAUGAAUGCGCCGAAUUUCUCACCGAUCGGUGAUGAUCCACUCAGGCUCGCUUUGGAACAAUUCAACAAAUUUUUGAAGGAUAGAGAGGAGAAGAAGGAGGUCCCAAUUCCCGAUGACACCAUCAAAAGCGAACCUGAAAGAACCGUUGUCAAUUUGACCGUUGCCGACCUAACGGAUUCUAGUAAGGAUGAGGAGUACGUUCGGCAAUUGGAUGAAGCCCGUGAACGGCUGAAAAGGAUUGCAAGAUCAUAUACAGGUGCAGGCAAGCCUGUCAGAACCAUCCGGCCCACCUCUACUGUCACGAUCGGCGUCUGUUUGAUCGGGAUCUGCAUUGUUCAAUUUGCUCUCGUAUUCUUGAUGAAUGCCGCAGCUCAAGCUAAAGCCGAGGAGAUGUAUCUGACGAUGCAUUACAGUUAUCGUAUUGAAGACGUAUUGUUAUUUGAAGCUCAAGCGACGUCGUCUCUUUUCGCGCCUUUAUUCAAACAGUGGGGCAUUUUACCGGAUCUUGGUCGAUUGGCAAUCGGUGAUCGUGAUCAAUUGCUAAAUGAUUGGAUCAGCACAUUCCGUUGGAUAUGGAAAAGUGGUUGGCAAUACGGAACGAUUUGGCAACCUAUUCGAUUUAUGUUUGCCAAAUUAGCUUAUUCUUUAGGAUUGUAUGGAGUGAAUACAACUCCAAUCGGAGGUACGAUACCAUCGUGAUCGUAUUUAUUCAUGCUAUUCACCUGCAACUGCUCACACUUUUUAUUGUACUUUUAUGCUAAUGCUAUUGUAUACCGUUAUCGAUUUUCA